AUGGCAGGCGAUGCGAUCGUUCCGGGCAAACCGGAUGAAAGUCUCAUCAUUGAACUCAUCUCUGGCGACGAACCGGCGAUGCCACAGAACCAAGAACCACUUUCCGAUGAAGAGGUCAAACUCUUCCGGCGUUGGAUUCUUGAGGGCGCGCUCGAUGAUACACCCGCCGAAGUUGAUGAUAUGGGUGAGGAAAACUAUCCUACUUACGUAGUGCCUCCGCUGGUUACGGCUCUGGCAUAUUCACCCGAUGGCAGCACGCUUGCAGUCUCUGGCUUCCGCGAAAUUUUAUUAUAUGACACAACGAAUUUUGAACUCAAAGCACGGUUGGUAGGCAAAGCGCACCGGAUAGAAUCACUGAUGUACACAGCAGAUGGCAAAAUAUUAGGCAUGGCAGGCGGGUCCCCCGCACAAUUUGGUGAAGUCCAACUCUGGGAUACCGCAACGAAUACACUCAUCAAAGCGAUGCGCUCGAGUUAUGAUACAAUUUACGGACUCUCUUUCUCACCAGAUGCAAGUCGUGUCGCUUUUGGAUGCUCCGAUAAAACAGUACGUGUGUUGUCCGUUGAGGAUGAAAAAGAACUGAUUAAGUUUGAUAACCACAGCGAUUGGGUUUUCGGUACAAUCUUUUCUGUUGAUGGCUCGCACUUUGUGAGUUGUGGACGUGAUACUGCUCUCAAAUUGGUAGAGGUAAACACAGGUUCUUUUGUUGAUGAUGUCAACUCCAGCAACAAAGGCUAUGGCGAAAUCAACACCAUCGCACGGCACCCGACUGCAGACCAGGUUUUAAGUGGCGGUGAAGACCGAAUACCGCGACUCUACAAAAUUUUCCGCGAAAUACGGAGAGAUGUCGGCAAUACCGAUUUUAACCUCAUCCAAGCUUAUGAAGCGCAAUCGGGUUCGAUCGAGGGGGUCGCGUUUACAGCAGACGGCACCCAGUUUGCUAUUGGAUGCUCCGGUGGUGAAGCGCGUAUCUACAACGUAGCAGAUGGGAAGCGGGUAGCAUCCAUGCAAAGCGAUGCAGUCGGUGUUUUCGCUGUCUCAUUCCAUCCUGAUGGCACACAACUCGCUACAGGCGGUUUCGACGGAAAGGUUCGGAUAUUCGACACCGCUUCCGGGAAACUACUCAACGCCUUUAUGUCAGUGCCGAUUGAGCCUGCCGGAAGUGAGGAUGUCACAUUGGUCGUGUCAGAUCAGCAACGUUAUGACACAAUCGGUGCAUUGGGAAAUCCGUACGUGUCAACGCCGAACAUUGAUAGCCUCGUAGGAGAUGGGGUCGCGUUUACACAUGCCUAUUGUCAGAGCCCUAUCUGUACACCGAGUCGGGCGAGCUUUCUCACAGGUAUGUAUCCGACCGCAACGCACGCAAAUCGCAACGGAAACGAUUUCUUUCCAGAGGCGUAUCCACUUGUGACGCGUACCCUUGCAGACAUCGGUUAUGAUUGUGGUCUGAUUGGUAAACUCCAUCUUGCGAGUGCUUACCGCCGAGUGGAACCGCGGGCAAACGACGGAUACCGCUAUUGGCAGUACAGUCAUGCACCGCGCGAUGACUGGGAACAGGGACAUGACUACGCCGAUUGGGUCCGCACGAAGGGUUACAUACUCGGCGAGUUGAAUCAGAAUCCAGAAGGCGUGCCAGCAGAGUUACAUCAGACGACAUGGUGUGCGGAAAAGACAAUCGAGUUCAUCCGUGAAGCACGCGAUUGCCCGUGGCUCGCGAGCGUCAAUAUCUACGAUCCGCACCCGCCGUUUAAUCCACCACAGACGCACCGAGAACAAUUUAAUCCGGCGGAAAUGCCAGAACCACUCUUCCGAAACAGUGACCUUGAACAGCAGACUCGGUUACAAGCAGUCGAUUUUCAAUCCAAAGUCCGUACACCAGAUGAAUUAGAUAUCCGUAGUCCGAUCUUGCCCCAGACACCUCAUAGAGAGACGGAUGCAAUCGGUGCAAGAGAUGCCAAAACGCUCAAAGCCGCCUAUUACGCGAUGAUCCAACUCAUUGAUGAACAACUGGGACGGAUUCUCGAAACGCUUGAGGAAACAGGACAACGCGAAAAUACCGUCAUCAUUUUCACGAGUGACCACGGUGAAACGCUCGGUGACCACGGGCUGAUUCAAAAAGGCUGCCGAUUUUACGAAGGUUUGGUCAGGGUGCCACUGAUUUUUUCAUGGCAAGGGCAGUUUGUGAACGGUCUCAAAAGCGAUGCACUCGUUGAGCUCGUUGACAAAGCACCGACACUUUUGGAAUUGGCAGGCUUAACACCGCCUGACGGAAUGCAUGGGCGAUCGCUACUGCCUAUCCUCCGCGGUGAGGCGGAUACAAACCAUCACCGGGACUUUGUUCGGUGUGAAUAUUAUGACGCUGUUGAUCUCCGAGACCACUCUUUCGCAACAAUGUACCGAAAUGAACGUUACAAAUUGGUAGUCUAUCACGGGCACGCGGAGGGAGAACUCUACGACUUAAUCGAGGAUCCCGACGAGUUUGACAAUCUCUGGCAUACACCCGCGAAACAAGACAUCAAACUGGAUCUGUUAAAACAGAGUUUUGAUGCCUCUAUGUUCGCUAUGGACAUAGGCCCACGGCGUGUGGGACCGAUGUAA
Molecule: messenger RNA, 2598 nt
Organism: Geodia barretti
Lineage: Eukaryota; Metazoa; Porifera; Demospongiae; Tetractinellida; Geodiidae
Source: the annotation of a GenBank genome assembly